Molecule: messenger RNA, 3003 nt
Organism: Terrapene triunguis (Three-toed box turtle)
Lineage: Eukaryota; Metazoa; Chordata; Testudines; Emydidae
Gene: PHACTR1
Product: phosphatase and actin regulator 1
Exons: 14
Coding region: 79-1794 (571 amino acids)
Biological process (GO): cell motility; stress fiber assembly
Molecular function (GO): actin binding
Source: RefSeq, a predicted model, not a curated record
UCCAAGAGUGACACCCCUUACCUCGCAGAGGCCAGGAUCUCCUUCAAUCUUGGGAGAGAGAGAUCAUAUGAAGCAGAGAUGGGAAACGACCUUCUAAGUUAUCUGCUCCAUUCCCCUUUCAAUGAAGCUGACGAAGUGGAAAGACUGGCUGCAAUGCGUUCAGACUCUCUAGUACCAGGCACCCACACUCCUCCAAUCAGGCGAAGAAGUAAGUUUGCCAAUAUAGGAAGGAUUUUCAAGCCAUGGAAAUGGAGGAAGAAGAAGAGUGAAAAGUUCAAACACACUUCUGCAGCUCUGGAAAGAAAAAUAUCAAUGAGGCAAAGCAGAGAGGAGCUGAUAAAACGAGGAGUCUUGAAGGAAAUCUAUGAUAAAGAUGGGGAGCUUUCCAUACCAAAUGAAGGAUCAUUGGAGAAUGGGCAGGCUCUGAGCUCCAGCCAGAUUUCACUACCAGGCCUAGCAGAACUGGAAUCCGGUUCCGCGUCUGGGGAACCCUGUUCGUAUGAGGUGCUCCCAACCACAGAUAUCAUGGAUGGGACAGUGUCUGAAGAGAGCCCCAGAUCCAGUGAGUCUGGAGUCCUCCUGUCCCAAGAUCCUUCAGCUAAACCAGUCCUGCUACUUCCCCCCAAAAAAUCUGCUGCUUUCCCUGGAGACCAUGAGGACACCCCAGUGAAACAGCUGUCCCUCCUCAAACAGCCCCCUGCCCUGCCUCCUAAACCCAUUGCCAGGAUUGCCAACCACUUAACUGAUCAUGGCGGUCCUAUGAAACUGCCUUGUAUGCCAGUUAAACUAUCGCCUCCGCUACCUCCAAAGAAAGUCAUGAUUUGCAUGCCUUUAGGGGGGCCAGACCUCUCUCUUGCAUCCUAUUCCAUGCAGAAGAGUUCCCAGCAGCCUUUGGCUCCACACCACCACUCUGUACUGCCAUCCCAAUUAGCAGCACACCAGCACCAGCUUCCGUACGGCAGCCACAGCCAGCAUCUGCCUUCUGGAUCCAGCUCAUUGCCUAUUCACCCUUCAGGGUGCCGGAUGAUAGAUGAAUUGAACAAGACACUGGCCAUGACCAUGCAGAGGCUAGAAAGCUCUGGUUUACACCCGGGUGACAGUGUCACGAAAACAGGACCUGGAGGCCUUUCAGACAUGAGACAAGUGCCAACCGUUGUGAUCGAAUGCGAUGACGAUAAAGAAAAUGUGCCUCAUGAAUCUGAUUAUGAAGAUUCUUCCUGCCUUUACUCAAGAGAGGAAGAGGAUGAUGAGGAAGAUGAGGAUGAUGAUAGCUCAUUAUUUACAAGUUCUCUGGCAAUGAAAAUCUGCAGGCAGGAUUCUUUAGCAAUCAAACUUAGCAACAGGCCCUCCAAACGAGAGCUGGAGGAAAAGAACAUCCUCCCAAAGCAGACUGAUGAGGAGAGACUUGAACUGAGGCAGCAGAUUGGAACAAAGCUAACAAGACGACUGAGCCAGAGGCCCACUGCUGAGGAACUGGAGCAGAGGAACAUUCUGAAACCUCGGAAUGAGCAAGAGGAGCAGGAGGAAAAACGGGAGAUAAAGAGAAGAUUAACACGCAAGCUGAGCCAAAGGCCCACAGUGGAAGAGCUGCGUGAGAAAAAGAUCCUCAUCCGCUUCAGUGACUACGUGGAAGUGGCAGAUGCUCAGGACUAUGACAGGAGGGCGGACAAACCCUGGACGCGACUCUCAGCCGCCGACAAAGCAGCCAUUCGAAAAGAGCUCAAUGAAUUUAAAAGCACUGAAAUGGAGGUUCAUGAAUUAAGCAAGCAUCUAACAAGGUUUCAUAGACCGUAGCAGUUCAAUUCUACUUGACUACUAUGCCAUCUUUAAAACCUAACUAAAAAGAACCGUAAGUGCUGGUAUUAUUCACUUCCUGUUGCGUACAAUGUAAAUCUUCUGAACUGCCUUUUUAAAAUAAUUAAAUUAAAGAGAUAAAUGAAAAUAAAGGGGGGGAGAAGCAAAAAUGGAAAUUGUACUUACAUGUGAUGGGUACUGCUACAUCAUCAGACCUGCUGGCACAAGCUUCGAUAAUAGAAAAUACCCCUGGUGGGAAUCAUACCAAGAGCUGGCAUCUAUGUUUAUGACUUCCUGGCAUGUGGAUUCACCAUAUUUGUCCAAGCCCAACUGGUAAUGCGUCCAUUCUGUCUUCAGUCACCGCGCAUCCUUGCAAGCAUCUGUCGCCUGACUCCAAAGAAAGCUGAGGCACUUGGUGGUGUUCUGGGAAUGACUGUGCUGGGUGAAGCCUCCAAGAGGCCUGCAGCCACGUUAAAGCACUUUUAGUCCAAACACUUCAUUCAGUUUAGGAGCACCUUAGAAGGACAAUGAGGGAGGAGAACUGCUCUCAGGACCUGCCCACUUUCCGAGUACAAAGAAAUUCACUUUCCAUGGAGGAGUUUGUGACUGGUUGAUCAUCACCAUUUUGGUUCACAAGAACAAGAACAGCAUUCCUUACUGAAGGGUGGUUUGGCUCAAUCAACUUUUUGUUUUCCAAACCUAAUUAUGACUCCACAAACAUUAAAAACAAUAAUAUUGGUAAAUAACAAGCGAAAGGCACUGCCUUGACCUUGUGUAGUCAUUGGUACCUGUGCCUAGUGAUCGUAAAGGCGUGUAGAGCACAAUCAAAUCAGAAUAGCUGGGUUUUCCCUCCAGUUCACACAGGUGUAAGGCAGCAGUGACUCAGGUCCAAGGUCUGGAUUCCAAGAAGGUAUCCAUGGGAUAUGUAUUAUUCUGUAUGUCUGAAAUUUUUAAAGGGCAGAUUGGGCAUGUACAGGCCUGCACUUCAAUCAUAUUGAGAAUAAUCUUUUCUUGGUUCUGGUGUAGCAAAACGUGGGCCUCGUGUAACAAAAAUAUACUAUUGUAUUGUUAUGGAUGGCUCAGAAUUGUCUGCAGUAUUUAGAACCAAGGCAAUAGGCAAAAACCCAGAGGCUUUUUUAUACUGGCAUGCUUUUAUCUGUUAAAAUGGCCACUUACAGCUCAGUACUACAAGGGGGUGAUCACUCUAGC